Messenger RNA from Rhipicephalus microplus (southern cattle tick), 832 nucleotides. RefSeq lists its product as uncharacterized. NCBI's taxonomy places the organism in Eukaryota, Metazoa, Arthropoda, Arachnida, Ixodida, Ixodidae. The record is from RefSeq and is a predicted model, not a curated record.
CUAUAUCGGGACUCCAACAGGACGCUAUACUUUUAUUUUCCAGCGAGCUGAUAAAUAGACCACAUGAUGGUUCGACUUAUAAGGGAGACGCUCCAGUAGUCGCGGCAUUUCGGUACUUUCAAGAAGGCGCAGAAUCACCACCAAGAAGGAUGAUCCUCUUCACGACCACGCUUCUGCUCUUAGCGGGGCUCAGCCAACAGCAGUCCACCGAGGAUCUUAAUGCGUACGUGGACAAGAUACUGAAGGAAGAGCUUCCCGCCGAGAAGAUUGACCCCUUGACAACGCGUGGCUUCAGCUUCCACAUCAGGGACCACCCACACGUCGUGAGCGUGAAGUUCCAGCCAUCAACCAUUACCGGUCUCGGCACCAUCCAGCGCUCGGGAGACUGCUCGUCUUACAACCGGCUGUUCCCGUACCGAGUAUACGUUGGCUGCAACGUCACUUACGGAGAAAUCAAGGUGAGUGUGAAGAGCCAGCUCAAGUACGACCGUAACAGCACGACCGUCACGGCUGACACGACGUUUCCGGAGGUUCACGGCCGCCUGUACGUGUCCGCCGGUGCCUGGAAGGGGCCCAGGGCACGCGCCUUCCCCAAGCUCGGAAACUUCACCACCACAUUCACUGGCCUGGACGAAAACCCCCAAACUCAGAAGCUGCGCUGGGGAUACUACGAGGUGAUCCGCGACAUUCUGGCCGUCAGCAUCGAGAGGACCCUGUCCUGGGCCAUCUCCGAAAGCGCCGGCAAGGUCCUCUGGCCCUGCUGCUAGGGUGUGGCUACUGAAAACAGAACAGAUACCGACAAUAAAAGGCAGUGAUCACACGCUUGACAACA